Homo sapiens (human) is the source of this 1841-nucleotide messenger RNA. It is a transcript of the gene LIAT1, whose product is annotated as ligand of ATE1. Gene Ontology annotation, cellular component: nucleolus; cytoplasm. The coding region runs from base 19 to 1290 and encodes 423 amino acids. The transcript has 2 exons. Lineage: Eukaryota; Metazoa; Chordata; Mammalia; Primates; Hominidae. The record is from RefSeq and is marked validated.
GCAGCAGGGGUGGUCGCCAUGGAGACGCGUGGCCCUGGCCUGGCGGUCCGCGCUGAGAGUCGCCGAUUAGUCGGCAUCGGGCCUCGGGCGCCCCCGGGGCGGGUUGGGUUGCAGCCCAGCGGGCGGCUGGACCGCCGCGGUGGGGCGGGGACAAUGGGGUACAAGGACAACGACGGCGAGGAGGAGGAGCGGGAGGGCGGCGCCGCGGGCCCGCGGGGGUCUAGACUGCCCCCCAUCACAGGCGGCGCCUCCGAGCUGGCCAAACGGAAGGUGAAGAAGAAAAAAAGGAAGAAGAAGACCAAGGGGUCUGGCAAGGGGGACGAUAAACAUCAGAGUCAGAGCCUGAAGAGCCAGCCGCUUUCUUCCUCCUUUCAUGACAUCUUAAGUCCUUGCAAAGAGCGUGGCCCGAAACCAGAGCACAGACAGAGCAAAGUGGAAAAGAAGCACCUCCCUUCUGACUCCUCCACCGUCAGCCUCCCCGACUUUGCCGAAAUAGAGAACCUUGCGAAUCGGAUCAACGAAAGUCUGCGUUGGGAUGGAAUUCUUGCUGACCCGGAGGCAGAGAAGGAAAGGAUUCGCAUCUAUAAACUGAAUCGGAGAAAACGGUACCGGUGCUUGGCCCUCAAGGGCUUCCACCCCGACCCCGAGGCCCUCAAGGGCUUCCACCCCGACCCCGACGCCCUCAAGGGCUUCCACCCCGACCCCGAGGCCCUCAAGGGCUUCCACCCCGACCCCGAGGCCCUCAAGGGCAUCCACCCCGACCCCGAGGCUCUCAAGGGCUUCCACCCCGACCCCGAGGCCCUCAAGGGCUUCCACCCCGACCCUGAGGCCCUCAAGGGUUUCCACACUGACCCCGAGGCCCUCAAGGGUUUCCACAUUGACCCCGAGGCCCUCAAGGGCUUCCACCCCGACCCCAAGGCCCUCAAGGGCUUCCACCCCGACCCCAAGGCCCUCAAGGGUUUCCACACUGACCCCGAGGCCCUCAAGGGCUUCCACCCCGACCCCAAGGCCCUCAAGGGCUUCCACCCCGACCCCGAGGCCCUCAAGGGCUUCCACCCCGACCCCGAGGCCCUCAAGGGCUUCCACCCCGACCCCGAGGCCCUCAAGGGCUUCCACACUGACCCCAAUGCCGAGGAGGCCCCUGAGAACUUACCCUACCUCUCGGACAAAGAUGGCAGCUCCAGCCACAGGCAGCCCACGUCGAAAGCCGAGUGCCCCAAUCUCUGUUUUGAAGGAAACCUUACCCCAAAGCUUCUACACUCUGACUUAGCUCCUACUCUGCUGGAGUGAAAAUCUACCCACGACGCUCACAAACUUAUAAUUCCUCCUCACCACAAGUUUAUGUGUUAAAAACCAUCAUCAUAAAAGGAAAUGAGACCCGUAUCUGAAGGAAACAGAUGUUCGGUACACGGACGACGCCGACUCUCCCAUCACCAAGCUGCCCUCGGUUGCCCAGGAGAGCCACAGUGCCUUGAGAACAUAAGCAAUUUAGUGAACAGAGUUCUUUUCAGAAUUUCCUUUUUCUUAAGUAAGCAUCUCUGUUACUUAAUUUCUCACCACAGCUAGAUGUCUAUAAUCUGCCCCAAAAAGAAAAGAAAGCGUGUAGAUGAUUUACCUCUUAAGUCUCAAUCUCAUGGUGAAACUCCUCACACGGUACCUGCUUCUGUUGGCCGGAGGACGAUGCCCUGAACCUCUUGGAGCCUUUUUCUGUUUUAAUUAAAUGCAUGGCCUGCCUUUAUAUGGCCUCAAAUAAGUGGGUUCCAGAACUCCAUCCCUGGGAAGUUACCAUGGGAAGUCCCAAGAGGAAUACUGCUUCUUUCAUAAACAUGGUCCUCUCCUAA